Messenger RNA from Psilocybe cubensis, 1743 nucleotides. RefSeq lists its product as uncharacterized. Gene Ontology annotation, cellular component: RNA polymerase II transcription regulator complex. The transcript is spliced from 5 exons. Gene Ontology annotation, molecular function: DNA-binding transcription activator activity, RNA polymerase II-specific; transcription cis-regulatory region binding. The coding region runs from base 1 to 1743 and encodes 580 amino acids. The record is from RefSeq and is a predicted model, not a curated record. NCBI's taxonomy places the organism in Eukaryota, Fungi, Basidiomycota, Agaricomycetes, Agaricales, Agrocybaceae.
AUGGACGCCUUCCCUGAAGUUACUCCUCUGUGGGAUCUUUCCCAGAGCGUGGACAUUAAUCAGCUUCCCGACAACGAUUUCCUCGCCCUUCUCCAGAAGCAGUUCCCAACCGACAACAGUGGCUACAACUUCAUGGCGCCCUUCACAGACGGCAUUAACCCACAGAGCAUCACCCCCUUCGAACUUCCCAGUCUCACUCCCCCUUCAGAGGACAGUAGUCCAAGUCCACCCAACUCCAAUCAGGACGGCGGCGGCAACGACGAUGUCCCAGAAACAGCCCUCAAACGCAAGGCCAGCGAUGAGGACUUCUCAGACGACGGCCCUACCACCAAAUCUCAGCACACAGGCAACGACAAGAAAUCGAGUUCAGGUAACUCCAGGCGCAAGUCUACGGGCGGAAAUGGCAACAACAAGGAUGAGGGCCGUCUUAUGAAGCGCAAAGAGCAGAAUCGGGCAGCACAGCGGGCGUUCAGAGAGAGAAAGGAAAAGCAUGUCAAGGAUCUCGAAGACAAGGUUGCCGACCUUGAAGCAAAGAACGAGCAGGCACUGCACGAGAAUGAGAACCUCAGAGAUUUGCUGACCCGACUGCAAACCGAAAACGUAGCUCUCAAGCAGAGCUCGUUCACCUUCACUAUGCCCAAGGCCGCAAGUACUAAUGGGGACUCGUCAAAUACUCCACAGUCCACCUUCUCUUCGAUUUCCUCACCUCAGUCCGCAGCAUCCCCGUUGGCGGGAUCGUCCAAGAACACUAAUCCUAUCGAUUGGAGUUCCUUGACCACCUUUGAUCCUGCUGUUCUCAAUCUUUUGGACGACAGUGUUCCUCAGCCGACGGCUACGGAGGGUGCCAUGCAGAUGGACUUUGGCUUCGGUGCGACCUCGGGCACCGGCCUUGCCUCUAAUGCUCCAUAUACUUCCAUUGCCAGCAACCCCAUGUUUAUGUCCUUUGCAUCUACCUUUGAUAACCCAGCGAGCCCUACACCCUCUGCAUCUGGCACGACGACCAAUUUCAAUCAGAUGAAUAUGAACUUUGAUAUGAACAAUCUUUCCACAUGGAGCACUCCUUCGAACUCCCAGGACACGAUUCUUGAUGAUCUGUUCUCGGGCUAUUUGUCCUCGACGGGACAGAUGGAUAUGUCGCUGCUCGGCCAGUCGCCGGCGUCGUCGCUCAGCCCUGUAGCCCAUCAUGUUUCACCGCCGAAUGCAAACUCAACCAGCAGCAGCAAUAACAACACAUUGAACAAUGCUCGAUCUCCUGUUGCUUCAUCUUCUUCAUCCUCAUCGUCACCGUCUGUUUUAGGUACUUCUUCGCUGGUAUUUACACCGCGCGACUCGCCUGCUUCAUCGGCAUCCACACCCGCCUCGGACACUAACAAGACGAGCAGUUUGCCGAUUCACAGCGAGGAUACAUGUCCGCGGACGAGAAAGGAGCUAGAGAAACGGAUUGCAAGCGAGGGUGCGUCGCCGUUUGCGCCGCCUGUAAAUGUGCGUAAGAGCUCGGAUUCCGUAUUGGGCACCAUGAUUGCGUGCUCGGGGUCGAGUUUCCCCACGACAGCCAAAAGCGAUAAGAAUAUUGAAGUGUUAAGCGCCUGGAGGAGUAUUAGAGCAGAUCCCAAGUUCAAGGAUGCCGACAUCAAUGCGCUAUGUUCAGAGUUCACGAGCAAGGCACGAUGCGAUGGCACCAAGGUUGUGCUCGAACCGCAAGGGGUGCAUUCAAUAUUAGAAAAUCUAUCUAAGAAGCAGUAG